AGAAGCGCUGUCUGCUGUGAGCCUGGAUGGAGGUGCCCUGUUUGAGUGGGGUGGCGCCUCGUGGAUGAUUGCUGGGUUGGGCAAGAGGAGGGACCCGGACACCCUGUUUUUCUGUUUCAUUUCCAAAUCCUGGAGUGUCUUUUAGCCAAUGGUGUCUUUUAGCCAACACCUCUAUUAACCUCCUGGCCUCUCCUAGUGCUUCAAAGCGCCUUUCUUCUCCAGCUCUUGUAGGGAGAUUCUCCCUCGAGAAGCUCCAUUCUCCUCUGUCCAGCAUCUCCAGGGCACUCAGAUGCCCUAUCUGAACCACACCUCCACUUCUUAUCCCCUUGAACAGCAUUUCUUUCUUCCCCCUCUCCUUCUCCAGGAAGCCUUCCUUGAAUGACUCUCAGUGGGUUUGCUCAGGCCAUCCCUCCCCAUCCCCCAGCAAUGAAGGCCAGGUCUGGCUGCUUCCUUGUCUUCGGGACGUGCCCAUCUCUCCCACCAGCCUGGCAGCACCGAGGGCAGGGUUGGGGUGUCCUUCUCUCUUGGGCUCCACACGUGUCGGGCACCUAUUCUCCAGGUGUGUCAGAGUAAGUCAGCUGGAGCCGGUAACAGACACAGUCAGGCCAAGAGCAUCCUGCUCUCCAAGGCCCAGCCCAGGCACGGGAGGGGAUAAAAGUCCCGUGCCGGGGCCUCGGGGCAGGAACUCACACACCUUGACGGUCCUCUGUCUGGAGCUGUCUGACUGUCGGUCUCUGCCAUGUCUCUCUCCUCAUGCCGGGCCCAGAGGGGCUUCAGCGCUCGCUCAGCCUGUUCUGCUCGCUCUGGGGGCCGUGGCAGGGGCAGCUUCAGCAGCAGGAGCCUCAGUUCCUUCCGGGGGUGCCGAGGAGGCUCUCGUGGGAGGGCCUGGGGGUCGGGGGGAAGGCUGGGGGUGCGGUUAGGGGCGGGGAGUGGUGGGCCUGGGCUUUCCCUGUGCCCUCCGGGGGGCAUCCAGGAAGUGACCAUCAACCAGAAUCUGCUGACCCCACUGGAGAUUGAGAUCGACCCCCAGUUCCAGGCCGUGCGGACUCAGGAGACCCGGGAGAUCAGAGCCCUCAACAACCAGUUUGCUUCCUUCAUUGAUAAGGUGCGGUUCCUGGAGCAGCAGAACAAGGUCCUGGAGACCAAGUGGCACCUGCUCCAGCAGCAGCAGGUGAGUGACAGCCCCAAAGGCCUGGACUCCUUCUUUGAGGCCUACCUCGCUCAGCUCAGGAAGCAGCUGGAGCAGCUCCAGAGAGAACGAGGGGCCCUGGAUGCCGAGCUGAAGUCCUGCCGGGACCAGGAGGAGGAGUAUAAGACCAAGUACGAGCAGGAGGCCCACAAGCGCGCCACGGUCGAGAAUGACUUUGUGGUCCUCAAAAAGGAUGUGGAUGGGGUUUUCCUGAGCAAGAUGGAGUUGGAAGGCAAGCUGGAGGCCCAGAGAGAGUACAUCUGCUUCUUGAGGCAUCUCUUCGAGGAAGAGCUGGGCCAGCUCCAGACCCAGGACAGCGACAUGUCUGUGGUGCUGUCCAUGGACAACAACCGCUGCCUGGACUUCAGCGACGUCAUUGCUGAGAUCCGUGCCCGGUAUGAGGAGAUCGCCCGGACCAGCAAAGCGGAGGCUGAAGCGCUGUACCAGACCAAGUACCAGGAGCUUCAGGCAUCUGCCCAGCUUCAUGGGGACAGCAUGAAGGAAACCAAAGUCCAGAUCACUCAGCUGCAAAGGGAGAUUCAGAGGCUGCAGAGUCAGGUUGAAAACCUCAAGAAGCAGAAUGCCAACCUGCAGGCUGCCAUCGCCGAUGCCGAGCAUUGCGGGGAGCUGGCCGUCAAGGAUGCUCAGACCAAGCUGGAGGAGCUGGAGGCCGCUCUGAGGACGGCCAAGCAGGACAUGGCGCGGCUGCUGCGUGACUACCAGGAGCUGAUGAGCACGAAGCUGGCCCUGGAUGUGGAGAUCGCCACCUACCGCAGGCUGCUGGAGGGCGAGGAGUGUCGGAUGUCUGGGGAAUGCACCAGCCAGAUCACUAUCUCCAUGGGAGGAGGCAGUGCUGUCGUGUCUGCAGGAGCAGGUGGUGGCCUGGUGGGCACCUGUGGACUCGGAGGCGGGAAAGGCAGUUUUGGGUCCAGCUGCUCCAGCGUUGUGACCGGAGGCUCCAACGUUAUCCUGAGCUCUGGGCAGGGCCCUGUCUCGGGCUCCAGCUCUGUGUCUGGCACCAGCUCCAGCUCCAGCUGCCAUACCAUCCUGAAGAAGACUGUUGAGUCAAGUCUGAAGAUGUCCGUCACACACUGAGUGACCAGGCAGACACUUGCCACCCCCGCCUUCCUGAGCCCUUUCAGCCCUGCUCCCACCCCAACAUCCCCAUCCCCGCAUAGCCAGCUCUGUGUCCACCGCCCACAGCCCAAGCUGGCCCACAGGGAGCUCUGCAGAAGUCAAUAAAGUCAUGCUUGCCUGCUCUUCUGAACACUCACCCA
Equus caballus (horse) is the source of this 2466-nucleotide messenger RNA. RefSeq names its product keratin 78 (gene KRT78). Gene Ontology annotation, molecular function: structural constituent of skin epidermis. Gene Ontology annotation, cellular component: keratin filament. Gene Ontology annotation, biological process: intermediate filament organization; keratinization. NCBI's taxonomy places the organism in Eukaryota, Metazoa, Chordata, Mammalia, Perissodactyla, Equidae. The record is from RefSeq and is a predicted model, not a curated record.